Cynocephalus volans (Philippine flying lemur) is the source of this 1434-nucleotide messenger RNA. It is a transcript of the gene ECHDC2, whose product is annotated as enoyl-CoA hydratase domain containing 2. The record is from RefSeq and is a predicted model, not a curated record. Gene Ontology annotation, cellular component: mitochondrion. The transcript has 10 exons. Gene Ontology annotation, biological process: fatty acid beta-oxidation. NCBI's taxonomy places the organism in Eukaryota, Metazoa, Chordata, Mammalia, Dermoptera, Cynocephalidae. The coding region runs from base 62 to 952 and encodes 296 amino acids. Gene Ontology annotation, molecular function: catalytic activity.
UCGCCCGCCGCCAGAACCGCGAGCCUUCAGCGCGAGCGGCACCGUCCCAGCCUGCGCCCCGAUGCUGCGCGCCUUGCCCCGCGCCCUGCGCCUCCCGCGCCCCUGGAUGUCCCUGCGGGCCCGCGGCAGCGCCCCCGACCGGGAAGCCGGGGGCCCCGAGAUCCAAGUGCGCGCCCUAGCGGGUCCCGACCAAGGAAUCACUGAGAUUUUGAUGAACAGACCUCACACCCGCAAUGCCCUGGGGAAGGUCUUUGUCAGUGAGCUGCUGGAAGCUCUGGCUCGGCUGCGGGAAGACCGGCAAGUGCGUGUCCUGCUCUUCAGAAGUGGAGUAAAGGGUGUGUUCUGCGCAGGUGCAGACCUAAAGGAGCGGGAGCAGAUGAGUGAGGCAGAGGUGGGGGUCUUUGUCCAGCGACUCCGAGGCCUGAUGAAUGAGAUCGCGGCCUUCCCUGCACCCACCAUUGCAGCUAUGGAUGGGUUUGCCUUGGGUGGAGGCCUGGAGCUUGCCCUGGCCUGUGACCUCCGAGUGGCAGCUUCCUCGGCUGUCAUGGGGCUAAUUGAGACUACUCGAGGGCUCCUCCCAGGGGCUGGAGGGACUCAGAGGCUGCCCCGCUGCCUGGGUGUAGCCCUGGCAAAGGAGCUCAUCUUCACAGGCCGCCAACUGAGUGGGCUGCAGGCCCACGCAAUGGGGCUGGUGAAUCACGCUGUGGCCCAGAAUGAGGAGGGUGACGCCGCCUACCACCGGGCUCGAGCACUGGCCCAGGAGAUCCUGCCCCAGGCUCCCAUUGCUGUACGGCUGGGCAAAGUAGCCAUUGACCGAGGAAUAGAGGUGGACAUUGCAUCAGGGAUGGCCAUUGAAGGGAUGUGCUAUGCCCAGAACAUCCCAACCCGGGACCGGCUGGAGGGCAUGGCAGCCUUCAGGGAGAAGCGGCCCCCCAAAUUUGUUGGCAAGUGACCCCCAUUUAACCUAGAGCAUAUCCACGCCCUAAGGAGCAGGAUACAGAAGGAAAACUUGCAGCUGGACUGCCUUCAUAAUUUCACCUUUCUGAGCUUCAGUUUCUUCACAAGGAAGAUGAUGGGGCUAGAUAAGCACUGGGGUCAGGUUUGUUUCGGAGAAUGCCUGUCUCUCCCCACUCAAAUGAUAAACUAAGCUCUAUUAAAAUAGAUCCCCAUCUGGGUCUUUGUAUCAUUGGCUCUCAAGCCCUGACCUCUGCCUCUAAGUUAUCAGGCAUUCAUUAGAGAUAGCAAGAGGUUAUAAGAAACCCCCAGUUUCUUCCUCUGAGCCAGAGAUAAUAAAUCAACUCUAGUAUUGGUUAAGCAUGUGUCAGGAGCCAGAGUGCAGAUCCCAGCUCUCUGCCGGUAACUCACUGUGUAACCUUGGAAAAACUGUUUAACCUCUCUGGGCCUCAGCUUCUUCAUCUGCAAAAUGAAAUCAUU